UUGGUGUUUAUCGAUGACGUGUGUGCUGCAGCUGUGGAGAGACAUGGCUAACGUCACCUGACGGGUCGAAUACGUUUUAUUAAACGUCGACUACAACAAACAUUUACCGACUUUAACCGGGUGUCAAACAGGGGCAAAGAUGUUGGAGUCCUACGUCACACCGCUCCUGAUGAGCUAUGUGAACAAAUAUAUCAAGAAUCUGAAGCCAUCCGACCUGCAGCUGUCCCUCUGGGGAGGGGACGUGGUGCUCAGCAAGCUGGACCUGAAACUGGAUGUCCUCGAACAGGAGCUGAUGUUGCCCUUUACAUUCAUGAGUGGCCAUAUCCACGAGCUACGUAUCCAUGUACCCUGGACCAAGCUGGGCUCGGAGCCUGUCGUCAUCACCAUCAACACAAUGGAGUGCAUUCUGAGACUGAAGGAUUCAGCCCAGGAUGACCAUGAGAGUGGCUCCAGCUCCACCAGUCGCAGUGUUUCAGACAGCUCCAAGGCUGUUGCCAAGCCUCGCCGCCUCCAGCAGGCUGCCCCCAGCGACCCAGACCUGCCCCCAGGGUAUGUGCAGAGUCUGAUCAGGCGCGUGGUGAACAAUGUUAACAUCGUGGUGAACAACCUGAUCCUGAAGUAUGUGGAGGACGAUAUCGUGCUGUCGGUCAACAUUACCUCAGCAGAGUGCUACACGGUGGACGAUAUAUGGGAGAGGGCCUUCAUGGACAUCUCAGCUCCAGAGCUGGUCCUGAGGAAAGUGAUCAACUUCGCCGACUGCACGGUUUGCUUGGACAAGCGUAACGCUAGUGGCAAGAUUGAGUUUUAUCAGGACCCGCUGCUGUACAAGUGCUCCUUUAGAACACGCCUCCAUUUCACCUAUGACAACAUCAACUCAAAGAUCCCCUCCGUUAUCAAGAUCCAGACCAUGGUUGAGAGCCUGAAGUUGUCCAUUACUGAUCAGCAGCUGCCCAUGUUCAUCCGCAUUUUAGAGCUGAUUAUUUCCCUUUACUACGGAGAAAUCGCGGGAAACACAGAAAAGGAAGGAGAAGAAGGCGGUGGCCAUGUGAUUGAUCCUGGAGCAAUUAUACCUGGUAAGGAUUUGGAUAUGGAAAGCCAGGGGCCGAGCCCCUACUCAAGUCAAGACCUCUACACUCUGCCCGGGAGCCCUGAUGAGGGUGAGGGUUGGGUGUCCUGGGCUUGGUCUUUCGUCCCAGCCAUUGUAGCUGCUGAAGAGGAGGGUGAGGAAGGCUUCUAUCAGCAAAGAGAGACAAGAGGCAUCUCCAGUAACUCUCAACAACACACAUCCAAAGACCCCAUUGUGUCCAUCGGCUUCUACUGCACCAAAGCUUCUGUCACCUUUAAGCUGACAGAAACCCAGUCAGAGAGCAGCUACUACAGUCCGCAGAAGGUCAAGUCGAGAGAGGUUCUGUGUCUGGAGCAAGAGGGAAUCACUAUUGAGGUGCUGAUGAUGGGUGAGCCCUUCUUCGAUUGUCAGAUCGGCUUUGUAGGCUGCCGGGCGCUCUGCCUGAAAGGCAUCAUGGGAGUACGGGACUUUGAAGAAAACAUGAACCGAUGUGAAGAGGAUGCCGUGUUCUUCAGCUGUGGAGAUAGCCUCAGCAGUAAAGGAAUGACCUACCUUACCAACUCCCUCUUUGACUACCGCAGUCCAGAGAACAACGGAGUCAGGGCCGAGUUCAUCCUUGAUGCAGCUACUCACAAGGAGGCCUACACAGAGAUAGCGGGCUUACAGCGCUUUGGUGCUUUCUACAUGGACUAUCUUUACACAAUGGAGAGCAGCAGUGGAAAAGACUCCCCUGACUCCACUGUAAUAAUCAUGGAGGACGUAGUGCCCACUGUUCAAGAGACGUCCAUAAAGAGGCUGGUGGUGGGGCCGCUGGAUGUCAGGCUGCACAGUAGCGCCGUCCAUCGCAUCCUGAAGAUGGUGACUUGUGCCAUGGACCAUGAGUAUGAACCCUACUUCAUACCAGGGCAAGAAAUGGUGGAUGAAAGUCAUGCUGCAGCUACUCCAGAAGAGAUAUCAGCCCUGGAGGAAUUCAUCCCAACCAGACUCACGUGUCUUACUCUGCUCCAAGUCUCAGUAACCAUCUCCAUGGCUGAGUUCAACCUCCUUCACACACUAAUGCCUGUUAUCAUGGGCCAGAAGACGGUGCCAGGACCAGUCAACGUACCAGUGUUUCAGCCGGUGCGCCCUUUACCUGCUUUACAAUUCCAAGUGGAAAGGGUGAAUGUUGAACACUCAGUGCCCAUGUACGCUCCAGAGCUGAUCAGCACCGUCAUCAGCCUCAACAAGCCUUCUGACAACCUGCUGCAUCACUGCUAUGCACACCUCUGCCUCAAGGUGUUCGGGUUCCAGGCAGGCUUGACGUGCCAGGACAAUACAGGAGGUUUCCUUCCUCUCAUCCCAACCAUUCCUUCCUUCAGUACUGCACUUUAUGGGAAACUAAUCCAGAUGCCUGCAUGCUGGAGCAAAAGGUCUUCAGUCCCAACCACAGAGUGGAUUUUUGAGCUUCCUCACUUCACUGUUCAGGCAACACGGGCGCAGACGCUUUUGCUCCAAGCAAUCUGUCAGAGCUGGACGCACAGUGUGGGAAACGGAGGCCCGGUGUCACUCAGUGAAAGCCUGCUCAAUGAGGUGUACAAAACUUCAGGUGUGAAGUCUCCGGCCCCGUCACCGACUCUUGAGGGCUCUGUCCAAAACCUGGAGCUGAAGUUUUGCAGCAGUGCAACAGUGAAAUGUGCCUCAGGAACCGUGGGAGCUGUAAAAGUGUGUGCCAGGACCCCAGGUUCAGGACAGGGAGUGAAGGAGAAGCUUGUUCCUCUGAUUCAGGGCCCGUCUGACACCAAAGAACUCCACAUGAGCCGCUGGCUGAAUGAGAUCCGCAAGCCUGAAUCUCUGCUGGCCCCUGACCUGCUGGCAUUCUCUGUUCAGAUCCCUCAGUCUGGAGAUGAUUGCAGAAACUCAGGUGCAGUCCUGCUGGUGAAUGUCCAAGGCAUUGCUGUCAAUGUGGACCCAGUCUUCUGCACAUGGCUGUUGUACCAACCCCACAGAGGCAGCAGCAGGCAACAGCAACAGACUCCAGGUGCAGUUCCUUUGGCCAAGAGGAGAGAAGACGAUAUGUCGGUGGGGAGCACACCACUGGCCAAGCAGCCCUCCAAUCAGGCGUCAGACUAUGCCAGCAGCCCGGUCAAAACCAAGACAGUGACAGAAUCACGUCCUCUGUCAAUCCCAAUGAAGGUGAUGCCUGACACUACGACAGCAGAGAGCUGGACAGCAUCAGAGGAGAGAAUGAAGGAGCUCAUAGCACACGCCUGGGAUGCUGUGAAACGCCUCACUUUACAGAUGGAGCUGCAGUCAUGCUGUGUGUUCUUGCCCAACGACAGCCUCGCCUCCCCGAGCACAAUCGUCUCUGGUGACAUUCCUGGCACGGUUCGUAGCUGGUACCACAACCAAGCCUCUAUGCCCGGGACUCUUGUAGUCUGCCUGCCGCAGAUCACGGUCCUCAGUGCUGGGCACAAGUACAUGGAGCCUCUGCAGGAGCUCCCCUUUGUGGUCUCCAAGCCUGUCUUAGAUGAAGGUGAUGCUUUCCCUUGGACCAUCAGCCUGAGUCAGUUCAGUGUGUACACGCUCCUGGGACAGCAGAGAAGCCUCAGUCUGUUGGAGCCCAUGGGCUGCACCUCAACUCUGGCCAUCACGUCCCAUAAGCUGCAGAGCUGCUCUGAAGGAAGACACUCCUUCGUAGUUUGCCUGCAUGUUGAUCUGCAGCCCAUCCACGUCAAGUGCUCCAACCCGCAGGUUCAGCUUCUGUAUGAGCUCCUCCUCAGCUGGAGCUCCACAUGGGCUCGUCUCCAUAGACAUGGCAUCCUACGUCAGACCUCCAACAUCCCAGAACCUGCAAGUGCCGCUCUGUCCUCCCCCGUGCGCAGCAGUGCCGGCACGGCCCUACCAGACACCAGCACCUGUAGCCCCUCUGCAGACUUUGGCUCCCCCACUGAGGGUGACUCGGUGCCUGCAGGAGACGACAAUCAGUUUGCAGACACCGUGACUCUGGAGCAGAAAACCAGCAACAUUGGUGGCACCGGCGGGAAAGUCAGCCUUUGGAUGCAGUGGAUGUUACCCAAGGUCACAGUUAAACUGUUUGCUCCUGACACAGCCACCAAAAAGACAGAGAUUUGUGUCAUCAGUGAGCUAGAAGACUUGAGUGCCUCCGUCGAUGUCCAGGAUGUUUACACAAAGAUCAAAUGUAAAGUCGGCAGCUUCAAUAUCGACCACUACAAAUGCAGUACGGAGGAGGGUGUGUGGAGCUCAGGCGGCUGUGGAGGAGUGGUCCUCUCUUGCACUGACAAGCUGAACAGACGCACUGUGUUGGUUCGUCCGGUCAGCAAGCAAGACACUCUCAGCCACUUCUCUGGCUUUUUCCCUCCUACGGCAGCCAAAGUCUUGGAGGGCUCUCAUCAGCAGCAUGGCUUCCUUUCGAUCACCUACACUCAGGCUGUCACCAAAAAUGUCCGUCAUAAACUCACCACCCGGACUGAGCGACCCACACGCACUGGGGCUACAACUGCCAGUCAGCGGGUCAACACUGAUCCUCUGGCAGACGGCUCCCCUCAGUACCUGAGAGAGAUUCUGCUGACAGCGCAGCCCUUUGAUGUGGUGCUGUCCUGUCCUUUGUUGUCGACUGUAGCAGGAGUGUUUCAGACUACCGUUCCGAGACGCUACAAAGAGCGCGGCAAAUCAGUUGGUCAACCAAUGAGAAGCCACACGUUGACCUCUCGGUGUUUGCCACUCAUGUACAUUAACACCAGUGUAAUCAGGGUCUUCUUCCCCAGAACAAAAGAAAAAGAAACAGCUCCAGAUGAUCCUCACGUGAAAAAAGAAGACACCCUGGUGUUAAAGCUGGGCUCCGUCAGCAUGGCUCCUCAGGCGGAUAACCCUUUGACCCGCACUGUGCUGCGAAAAGACAUCUACCAACGAGCUAUGAAUCUGGGUAUCUUACGUGACCCAGGUUCAGAAGUGGAGGACCGUCAGUAUCAGGUCGACCUACAGUCCAUCAACAUUGGAACUACUCACUGGGAGCAGCUAAAGCCAGAGAAGGAGGGAAACAAAGGAGGUGUGUCAGCUGAGAGUGAGAGGAGCUCCCAGAACCCGGCGCUGGAGUGGAACAUGGCCAGCAGUAUCAGACGGCACCAGGAGCGAAGAGCCAUCCUGACACCGAUCCUGACGGACUUCUCUGUGCGGGUUACUGCUGCCCCAGCCAUCAUCUUCAGCAAGAACCUGUCUCUCGACUGCCUGCAACCAGAGGAGGUGGUGGUCUGUGGACACUCUCUGGAGGUGAAUGUGACCAGCAGUCUGGAUUUCUACCUCAGCAUUGCCCAGGUUCAGCUCCUCCAGCAGCUGUUCAGAGACAACAUGGUGGGGAUGGACGCUCCAGAGAAGAGUGCAGAGGUGCGUCCCUCUCAGCAGAAGCGUGGCAGUCGAGAUGCAGUGGCAGGUGUUGACUCCUCGUCUCGUCACAGCGGGACCGGGCAGGACAGCGGCUUUGGCAGCGACAGUACUCGCAUUCGCAUCAUCCAGAUAGAGCAACAGAGUGGAGCCAGCCACCACUGCAUUGCUAGACCUUCCCACAAGUCCACCAUCACCAAGAACCUGAGCUUCAUUCCAUUUGACAUCUUUCUGACCGCCAGCAGGCUUUCCAUCAUGACAUACUCUUGCACAAGUCCUCCAAAAUCUCUCCAGUCAUUGAUAGAAACACCCAGCACACCUGAGAAGAAGGAAUCCGGGGAUAAGAUAGGAAGAAGUGCCCUCAACCAGCCUGAGAUCCACUCUGAGAUCUCUCCAGCCUCGGCCUCCCCGACUCCAGAAUCUGUCCCUGCUCCUCCAGGUUCCCUUGCUGCUCUGACAGCCGAGGACAUCCUCAACAGCAACACCUCUCAACCAGCCUCUCCACUGCCAAGAAGAACCCCUCUCACCCUGGAGGGCCUACCAAAUCCCACCCGGUCCUCAGCUCGUCAAGCCCUUGGUGUGACCAUAGUGAGGCAGCCUGGCAGAAGAGGGGCAGGGGACCAAGUGCUGGAACCUCUCCUGUACCUCCAGGUGAUACAGCCUUCUGCUCUGCUCAGUUGCCAUCACCGCAAGCAGAGGAUGGAGCUGUCCGUGUUCGAUGUGGCUUUAAGAGGAGUAGCGUCUGACUACAAGUGUCUCGACCAGGGAAAAUCUCUGCCAGAGUCGCUGGAUUACAAUGUGUUCUGGUUGCAGACAGUGGCCGGAGAGGUGGACAACAAAACAGGCAUCCCUCCCCCUCUGCUCUGUCUUAAUAUCAAAGAUUUCCUCAAUGGACCAGCUGAGCUGAUCGUGGAGAUAUCCCGCCCUCUGAAAAUCAACCCCACGCUGGCAAAGCUGGAGCAGUCCAAAGCCUACCUGAAGAAAGUCUUACCAAACUACACGUGGGAUAAAACUCCGACUGCUUCCUCCAGCCCUCAGUCAUCCCCAUCAAAGACGCAUCAGAGAGCCCAUCCCUUCCGCUCUGACCAACACCAUCAGGCCUCUGCCCUGGACAAAGCCAGCAGCAUCAGCGCCCUGACCCUCUCCUUCCACAGGGUGUCUCUUCACACUGCUCAAAUCGUGUUUGUUAUGGAGACGGAGGCCCAUCCGAUGAGGCCCAGCGUGACAGUGACAGUGUCAGCCAUGGCAGGAAGUCUGAAUAUGAAGUCAGGGCCUAGGAUGGAGGAUGCCAUUCAGUCUGCUUCUGUGCAGCUGGAGCUGCAAGAUGUGCUCGUGAGAACAGGUCUGAAGGACCGAAGCCGUCUUCUGCUGGGCCCGUUCUCCUGCAGCACUUCCCUGGAGGCUCGGUGGUGUCGGCACAGCGGCAGCCCUGGAUCCGAGCCUGGCCUCCCUAAACUUCUGCUGGACCUGAAGGGAGGCCUUCUGCAGCUCUUCUGGGGCCAGGAACACCUGAACUGCCUGAAGCUGGUGGAGGAGCACGUACAGAUGUACUUAGACCGCCAGAGAGGGGAUUCAGCUGAUGGCUGUUCUAAGAGCAAGGCCUGCAGCACCCAACCACCUGCCUCUCCUGGUUCACCCUCUCCUCAAACAGAACACAGCUCUGAUGACCUGCGAACAGGACAUUUCCAAUACAUACAGGACUCAGCUUCCCAGAGACUGCCAAGUCCCCAUGAAGUGGUGUUCUACAGUGAGACAGAGGAGAGCCCAGGGGUCAUGCUGUGGAGGUAUCCUGAACCUCGUGUCCUUACCUUCGUCAGAAUCACUCCCGUUCCUUUCAACACCACGGAGGACCCUGAGAUCAGCACGGCCGACCUGGGGGACGUCCUGCAGGUACCAUGCAGUCUGGAGUACUGGGAUGAGCUCCAGCAGGCCUUUGUUCCAUACCGGGAGUUCAGACUCUCAGAGAGCACUGCAUGCCAGCUGCAACUGCCUAGUCUCAGUCUCACCAACCAGCAGAAGGAGCUGGUAGCCUCAGACCUGUGGAGGAUCGUUCUCAAUAAUAAUGGAGAAGGAGGGAUGAGCAAAGGAUGUGGAUCCCAGCUGCCAUGUGAUCAGUUGGUAUCCCCCAUGGCGUUGGCAGCCUGCACUCGUGUGGAAUCCUGUUUGCAUCUGGUUCGUGCCCUCCCCUGGGUGUAUCUCCUCAAACUAGCACAGCUUGAUGUUCACCUCUGCCACCAUGCUGUGUCUCACUCUUCCCGUCCCAUCGGACAACUUCGUCCCUUCCUGCCAGACAGGAAGUUACCCAGGAGCAAGAGUUCACUGGUGAUUGGUUCUCUGGAGCCGUGUGUUUUCCUGCGCCAGUGGAGUAAUGGGCCGCGUCACUGUCGGGAAUUCAAUUUUUCCACACAGCUAGACUGCAAGUUGCUGGAGUACCGGAACCUAACGCACCUUCAGCUUCUGCAGCCGUGUGUCAUACAGGGCCAGGCUGCUGCCACCUGCUGCCCCCAGAACACCACCCUGGAUGUGAACGUGUUUGUGGAUCCAGUUUAUCUUAACAUCAGCCAGUACACCAUCCACACUGUGGACACUGCCCUGCAGAGCUGGCAACAGCUCUCAGCUCUCAGCACUGCCUCUGAAUGGAAACCAAGAGAGGAGCUUAUUUACAGCCAUUUUGUAAUCUGUAACGACACCAACGAGACGCUGCGCUUUGGCCAGGUGGAUACGGAUGAGAACGUGCUGCUGGCCAGCCUCCACAGUCACCAGUACAGCUGGAGAUCACACAAGUCCUCUCAGCUGCUGCACAUCUGUAUCGAGGGAUGGGGGAAAUGGCGAUGGUCAGAGGCCUUCAGCGUGGACAACAUAGGGACUAUGUUGAGGACCAUUCAGUACAAGGGACGCACUGCGCUCAUCAUUAAGGUGGUGCAACUCACCGGUGUCCAGAAACAGGUGAUCAUCUGUGGGCGCCAGGUGAUGUGCAGCUACCUGACUCAGGACAUUGAGCUGCGGGUGGUGCAGCACUACGUGGGGACAGACGGUCAGACGGUGGUUCGGGAACAUUGUGACUGCCUGGCGGGGGCCAAGUUGCAGUCUUACGUCCUGGAGGAUGCUGAAAUGACCGAGCUGUGUGUGAGAGCUCAAGGAGACGAGGACUGGUCCCAGGAUGUUGAGCUUGAGAGGAGGGACAAGGACAGCAGCCGCUCUGUUGUGCAGUUACCCUGCUCCAGCGGCUCCUUGCUGUAUGUUUGGUGUACUCUCGUCACCAUCGAACCAGACUCUCUAAUGCAGCAGAGACUGGUGGUUUUCAGUCCACUUGUCAUGAGGAGCCAUUUGCCAGAUCCAGUACUGGUCCACAUCGAGAAGAGGAGUCUGGGACUGAGGGAGAGCCAGCUGAUUAUUGGACAGGGCCACCAGGAGCCUCUGUUAAACACAGAGGCUGACCUCACCCACCAUCUCACUUUCCAAGCCAGGGAGGAUGAAGACGCUUCCCACUGUGCUGUACCGAUCUCAACCAACCUGAUCAAACAGAUUAUGAACAAGACUGGAAAUGAGGAAAACCUGGACCACAUCCUGGCUGAUUUCUACGGUCCGAAGACCUCCAACGAGCCACCGUGGCCCUACGUCGUCAAAGACUCUGAAAGGUCAGUCCUGGAGACCCUCGCCCAAUGGGAAAGUCCCAUGCAAGUCAAGUUAUCCUGUUGGAAGUCCGGCCUGAACACUCUACUGGUAGAACUGCUGCCGUGGUCCCUCCUGGCCAACCACUCCCAGUGGGAUUUGUGGCUCUUUGAGGGGGAGACCAUCGUCCUACAAAUACCAGCUGGCAAAGUCAUCGUACCACCGAACUUCAAGGAGGCCUUCCAGAUCGGUAUCUACUGGGCCCACACGAACACCGUCCACAAGUCUACAGCACUGAAACUGGUCCACGACAUGACGUCUCCUCGAUGGAAGGAGGGACUAGGUUCAGAGGUGGUCACUCUGGAUGAGGAGGGAUACGUCGAGGCUGACAUCACAUUGGGAGCCUUCCCUGGCAAACAGAUGCUGUGUCAGUUCUGUGUGUCAUCUGUGGUGAGACAUGGCAUCCAGAUUCUGCAGAUAGAAGACAAAACUAUUCUUGUCAACAACACUCCAUACAUGAUUCAGUACAGGCCUCUGAUGACUGACCACGCUCUGGGAACUGAUGACCAGGCCUGUGAGAUCCCAGAGACAGCCGCGUUCAGCAUCCCUCCCUCUGAAGACUCAUCUCCAGCCAAACCCUGCUCCGUGCCAUAUUGGGACCUUAUCCAGACAAGUGUCCAGGGAAAGGUUGAGUUCCCUCUGCCACUCAGACACAUGCUCUUCAGCUUGUUUCCCAGGCCUGAUGUUGGAGUUGGAUCUACAGCUUGGAGCCUCCCCGCCCCGAUUCGACCAGACUUCCUGAGGCAGAGUUUGUCUGUUCCUGGGGAACCGAGCUCUUGGGGUGGCCUGAGCAGCAGAGGCAUGAUACUGACAUAUCAGGAGCACCUUGGGGUGACAUACAUCACCCUGAAUGAGGACCCCUCUCCUCGGAUGCUGAUCCACAACAAGUGUCCCAUCCCGCUGCUUCUAAAGGAAACUCUGAAAGAAACUCCAAGGACCGAGGUGCACUGUUGUCCUCUGCCAGCUAACAGCUCCCUGCACCAUGAGCUCUACCACCAAUCUUCCAGUUUCCCUGAGUGCAGGCAGAAAGAGAUGCUGCCCACGCUGCUGCUGAAAGCCACCUUAGACCACAGCUCCACUGAGUGGACUGACCCCAUAGAUAUUAACAGCCCUGGCACUCAGGUUGUGUUUCUGCCUGGCUUCGGCUGCCUCUACAUAGAUGUGGAGUAUGAGAAAGGCACUCUGAUUCUCUCUUUGGCACCAGAGGGCAGCGUGGACGCUGUAAUCAACCAGCACAGCAGGUCUACAGACGUGUCCUUCAGAGUCCUCCUGAGUGAAGCCAGUGUUGUGUUAAGCGAUGACAUCACCAGCUCCUCUGGUUCAGUGGAGCUGCUGAGGCUGACAUUGGCCAAGCUGCUCCUCAGCCUGGCUCCAGCUCCCUCCUCCCUGCUCUCACAGCUGGCAGUCGACCCUGUCGUGGCGUCAUCACCAAUCUCCUGCCUGACGCCUGACGGCUCUCUGAUCGAGGUCUAUUGUUCCAGUCUGCAAGUGGACAACCAGCUGUACAACCGAGCCAGUUUUCACUUCCCAGUGUUGCUGUGCCAGGAUCAGAGAGGGGGGACCGAGCCUGGAGGACCCUGGAGCGCUGAUGCUAACCCUACCAGGUCUCCUGAAGCCCUGGAGGAGUUCAAACACUCCUGUUUCUUGCAGCUGAGGAUGGCUCUGGCUGGAGACAGAUACACUGUGGAGGAGGUCACCGUCCAGCUUCAGCCUGCCAGAGUGUACCUUGAGGACACUUUUGUUUACUACCUUAAGACUCUGUUCAACACCUACAUCCCCGACAGCGCUGUGAGAUCAGCCCCAGUGAAGACCCAGACGAGUAGAGGGCCUGGCUCCGGCCCCAUCCUCCCUGAGCAGGUCCUUCAGUCAGUGCACGCUUUGGUCCACCCUGUGAAGCUGCAGAGGCUGACCAUCCAGCCUGUCAACCUGUUGGUCAGCAUCCAUGCCUCACUGAAGCUGUACAUCGCUUCAGACCACACCCCUCUCUCCUUCUCCCUGUUCGAGAGGGGGCCGCUUUGCACCACCGCCAGACAGCUAGUGCACGCUCUGGCUAUGCACUACGCUGCUGGAGCACUAUUUAGAGCUGGUUGGGUGGUGGGAUCUUUGGAGAUCCUUGGCAGUCCCGCCAGCUUGGUGCGUAGCAUCGGUAACGGUGUGUCUGACUUCUUCCGGCUGCCGUACGAAGGUCUCACUCGUGGACCUGGAGCGUUCGUCAGUGGAGUCUCCAGAGCCACCUCCUUCGUCAAACACAUCUCCAAAGGCACACUGACAUCCAUCACCAACUUGGCAACAAGCCUGGCAAGGAACAUGGACCGUCUGUCUCUGGACGAGGAGCAUUAUACCCGGCAGGAGGAGUGGAGACGCCAGCUACCAGAGAGCCUCGGGGACGGACUGAGGCAGGGGCUGUCUCGACUCGGCAUUAGCCUGUUAGGGGCCAUCGCAGGCAUCGUGGACCAGCCCAUGCAGAACUUCCAGAAGAACUGGGAAAUGCAGAGCUCAGCUGGGAGCAAAGCCAAAGGGGUCAUCUCUGGAGUGGGGAAAGGCAUCGUGGGGGUUUUCACCAAGCCCAUCGGAGGAGCAGCUGAACUGGUGUCCCAGACUGGAUACGGGAUCCUUCAUGGAGCUGGACUGUGGCAGCUUCCUAAACAGCUGUACAUGCCCACAGAGGAGAAGUCUGCUCAUGCUCCAAACAGCCACCUGAAAUAUGUUUGGAAGAUGCUCCAGUCUCUUGGGCGACCGGAGCUCCACAUGGCCCUUGAAGUGACGAUCGUAAGUGGGUCAGGUCAGCAGCAUGCUGGCUGCCUGCUCCUCACUUCUGAGGUCCUGUUUGUGGUGAGCCUCAGUGAGGACACCCAGCAGCAGGCCUUCCCCAUCACCGAGGUGGAGUGUCAGCAAGAGCCGGGACAGCCGGACCAGCUCACCCUUACCUUACAGCAGCAGGCGGUCAUCAGUGAUACAGAGGGUGACAGUGCUCGUGAACGUCUGUCAGAGCAGCAGUAUCAGCGCUUGGUGGAUUACGUGAUGCGCGCCUGCCAGUUUCUCUCACCCUCCGUCGCCUCCCUCCAGCUGCAGCCUCUGGUGAUACUUGCCAACCCCCCGCUUCCCGUCACCAAGUCUUACCACUACCUGGUGGACCCUGCCUUCUCUAAAGUGUUUGUCAGCAAGUUCACCAUGGUAAAGAAUAAAGCCUUACGCAUCGGAUUCCACUAACACAUAAAACACAUAUUUUUGUGUCACUCAAAAAUAAGCCUUAAAAAAUCUCGUAUUGAAGAGAUUACUACCUGUUUAUGCAAAAACAUAUCUGUGUAAGUAGAAUAAGAUUUAUUUUAUCAAAGUGAGUCCAUAAAGAGAAUUCUGAAACGUGUUUAUAAAGUUAUAUUUUUUUAAAAGUUAUAACAAAUUCAUCAUAAAAUCAGAAAACUCAGAUUAAAUGACAGACACACAUAUCAGUUCAGAAGCUGUAAACACUAAGAGACAUUUUUUACCUUCUUGGACCAACAGUGUGUUCUCCUCCCCGACUUUUGUAACGCCCAGUUAUUAUAAACACACAGAAACACUCAGCUGAAGAGAUCUUUACAUUUCCAGACAAACUGCCUGUAGAGUCUCAAUCUGCAGGAUAUUCUCAUGUUUACAUCCUCCUACAGUGACGGUGUCUCGUGCCAACGUUAAGUGCAAUAUUAGAUACGAGUUGACGGACACCAGAGACACCAGCUGUCAACCAAAAUGUUUUUAAAGAUGAUGUAAUAUACUCGUUCAACAAUAACACUGUGCUUUGUAACCCUACAUCGAAGCCAACUCCUUGUGAUAACGCCACCAUGUUGUUUGCCUUUAAUGUUGUCGUAGCAUCGAGCUCAUCUAAGAUUUAACGCCUUGAAUGUAUGUUAAUUGAUAAUAUAUUAAUGGAGAAACAUUUUAAUAAAAAAGAAUGAAAAUAUGA
Messenger RNA from Notolabrus celidotus (New Zealand spotty), 13052 nucleotides. Its product is annotated as vacuolar protein sorting-associated protein 13B-like. NCBI's taxonomy places the organism in Eukaryota, Metazoa, Chordata, Actinopteri, Labriformes, Labridae. The record is from RefSeq and is a predicted model, not a curated record.